Molecule: messenger RNA, 5314 nt
Organism: Vanessa tameamea
Lineage: Eukaryota; Metazoa; Arthropoda; Insecta; Lepidoptera; Nymphalidae
Gene: Dhx15
Product: putative pre-mRNA-splicing factor ATP-dependent RNA helicase PRP1
Exons: 10
Coding region: 118-2325 (735 amino acids)
Cellular component (GO): spliceosomal complex; intracellular anatomical structure
Molecular function (GO): RNA binding; ATP binding; RNA helicase activity
Source: RefSeq, a predicted model, not a curated record
GUUUUGUGUACCGCGCAGUCGCCAUUUUAUUUGCUGAAGCUGCCUCGUUUUAUUGAAAAAUUUAAGAAUUUACUUCAUACUGUAUCUUAUUUUUCUUAUAUUAGUGUUAAUUUAAAUAUGUCCAAACGAAGGAUUGAAGUGAUGGAUCCGUUUAUAAAGAAAAAGAGAGAAGAGAAAGCAGCGGCCGCAGCAAAAUCUGGUGUCAGCGGAGAGACGUCAGACUCGGUUGCAACACUAGGAACUGUUCUCCCUCUGACCACUACUAGUACUCCUGGUAUAAACCAAUAUUCAGGCUCACCACAUACUCCACGUUACCACGAACUCCUGCGACGUCGUCUCGGCCUCCCGGUUUGGGAAUACAAAAACGACUUCAUGCGACUUUUGAACACGCACCAGUGUGUCGUGCUAGUCGGCGAAACGGGAUCCGGUAAGACGACUCAAAUACCCCAAUGGUGCGUGGAAUUCGCGGCCAACACGGCGGGGAAGUCCCACGGCGUCGCGUGCACCCAGCCCAGGCGGGUGGCCGCCAUGUCGGUCGCUCAGAGAGUCGCGGAGGAGAUGGACGUGCCGCUCGGUCAGCAGGUCGGUUACAGCAUUCGUUUCGAAGACUGCUCCGGGCCCCAGACCGUCCUCAAAUACAUGACGGAUGGUAUGUUGUUGCGUGAAGCGAUGUCUGAUCCGAUGUUGGAACAGUACAGAGUGAUACUCCUCGACGAGGCCCACGAGAGGACACUGGCCACGGAUAUCCUCAUGGGGGUGCUCAAAGAGGUGAUAAAGCAAAGGACAGACUUGAAGCUGGUCAUCAUGUCGGCGACAUUGGAUGCCGGGAAGUUCCAGCAGUACUUCGACAAUGCCCCCCUGAUGAACGUUCCCGGUAGGACUCAUCCCGUCGAAAUAUUUUACACACCCCAACCGGAGAGGGACUACUUGGAGGCGGCGAUACGGACCGUAAUACAGAUCCACGUAUGCGAGGAGAUAGCUGGGGACAUCCUGCUGUUCCUCACCGGGCAGGAGGAGAUCGAAGACGCCUGCAAGCGGAUCAAACGGGAAAUCGACAACCUGGGGCCGGAAGUCGGCGAACUCAAAUGUAUACCGCUGUACUCGACGCUGCCGCCGAACCUGCAGCAGAGGAUAUUCGAGCAGGCCCCCCCGAACCGAGCGAACGGAGCCAUAGGACGGAAGGUGGUCGUGUCGACGAACAUAGCGGAGACGUCGCUGACGAUAGACGGCGUGGUGUUCGUGAUCGACACGGGCUUCUCGAAGCAGAAGGUGUACAACCCGCGCAUCCGCGUGGAGUCGCUGCUGGUGUCGCCCAUCAGCAAGGCGUCGGCGCAGCAGCGCGCCGGCCGCGCGGGCCGCACGCGCCCCGGGAAGUGCUUCCGCCUCUACACCGAGAAGGCCUACAAGCACGAGAUGCAGGACAACACGUACCCCGAGAUUCUGAGAUCAAACUUAGGAUCUGUAGUUUUGCAGUUGAAAAAGCUGGGUAUCGACGACCUCGUGCACUUUGACUUCAUGGACCCGCCCGCGCCCGAGACCCUGAUGAGGGCACUGGAGCUCCUCAACUACCUGGCAGCGCUCGACGACGACGGUAACCUGACCGACCUCGGUGCCGUCAUGGCGGAGUUCCCGCUCGACCCACAGCUCGCCAAGAUGCUGAUAGCCAGCUGCAACCAUAACUGUUCAAAUGAGAUUUUAUCUAUCACUGCCAUGCUUUCCGUUCCACAAUGUUUCGUCCGACCGAACGAAGCUCGCAAGGCGGCCGACGAGGCCAAGAUGCGCUUCGCCCACAUCGACGGCGACCACCUCACUCUACUCAACGUGUAUCACGCUUUCAAGCAGAACAUGGAAGACCCUCACUGGUGCUAUGACAACUUCAUCAACUACAGAUCACUUAAAUCCGGUGACAAUGUCAGACAGCAGCUGAGCCGGAUAAUGGACAGAUUUAACUUGAAAAGGACGAGCACAGAAUUCACAAGCAAAGAUUAUUAUAUUAAUAUAAGGAAGGCACUUGUCAACGGUUUCUUUAUGCAGGUCGCUCACCUAGAACGUACGGGACACUAUCUAACAGUUAAGGAUAACCAGGUGGUCCAGCUUCAUCCGUCGACGUGCCUCGACCACAAACCGGACUGGGUUAUUUACAAUGAAUUCGUACUUACAAGUAAAAAUUACAUUCGGACCGUCACAGAUAUCAAACCGGAAUGGUUGUUGAAGAUUGCACCGCAGUACUACGAGCUAAACAAUUUCCCGCAGUGCGAGGCGCGGAGACAGCUGGAACUCUUACAGGCCCGUCUGGAUUCGAAGGCCUACCAAGAGGGAUUCUAAGGUUACUCUGAGUGACCUCUGGGCACAUGGUACACCUAACUGUGACAGACUUGACCGUUAUAAAGAACAUUGGAUUACUAAGUAUUAGUGAGGGGACGAAUAUGUUUUAAAUAUAUAAAUAUUCGUUAAAGUUUUAUUGCGAUAUAUUCACUGAAUGUAUUAAAACUAGGUACCAAUGACAUUACAUUUUUUUUUUACAUUAACAGCCUUUAAAUUUCCCACUGCUGGUCCAAGGCCUCCUCUCCCUUUGACGAGAAGGUUGAGAGCAUAUUCCACCACGGUGCUCCAAUGCGGGUUGGUGGAUUUACAUGUGGCAGAAUUUCGUUGAAAUUAGACACAUGCAGGUUUCCUCACGAUGUUUUCCUUCACCGCCGAGCACGAGAUGAAUUAUAAACACAAAUGGUGCUUGUCUGGGUUUGAACCCGAAAUCAUCGGUUAAGUUGCACGCGUUCUAACUGGGCCAUUUCUGCUGUCAAUGACAUUACAACUGUUAAGAUAAUUUUAUAAUAAAUAUUAUUUCGUAAUAAAAAAUGAGGACAUCGUUGAGGCAAUUGGUAAUAUAGAAAUUAAAACACAAGAAUGCCCUGCCAUAUUGAUUAUGAUUCAAAAAAAUAUUGUAGCUAGUGUUACUUGGGGAUUUAAUGAGGUUUCUUAUGUUAACACAUACAUCCAAAUAUACUGGAAUUGUUCAGGAAUUUUAAGUCAAUAACAUUUUGUAAUAUUUAAAUCUUUAAAAUAAUAAUAUCUUUAAAAUUAUAUUCUGCAUCGACCAUACUGAUCAAUCUCUUUCGUGUCUUCAUUGUACGGAACCUUCGAGAAAUUAUCUGUAUCCUGUUUGUAUGAAAAAGCCAUUAAACUAAGAAUUUAAUGAGUAUUUAGUAAUGAAUAAUGAAUGAUUUACGCCUCAGUGUUGUGUGAUCCGUUUUUUUUUCGAAAAAAGGGGGCGUAUGUUUCAGAAUGACAUUUAUUUCUCAAACAGUGGUUGCUAUGUAUUAAAUCGGUUUUUUUUUUUUUUGUGGCGGCAACAGCACUAUCCCUUCGCGUUAGAUGUGCAACAGUGAUAUUUAACAGUAAUAUUAAUAAGUCGAAUAUCGAUAAUGAAGCAAAUAUUCGUCCCAUCACUACAAAAAAUGUCUUAAAAUAUAAAAUAUCUUAGCGUUAUAAGGAAAUCGUAGUUCCUUAAGACUUAGUGAUUUCGAACUGACUACGACAAGGCUUUGAUUUAUAUUUAACGAUUAUACGAAACGACUCGUGCGCCUUCUAUUGUUAGCUGAUGGCAUAUGUCAAGUUCAAACGAGGAAAAGUUUAAAAAAAAAAUAUUCCUGAACGAACAGACAGACAAGUAAAGGUUGAUUUUUAUAUAUAGAUGUAAAGUUACAUAUUACAAUGAAUUAUUAUAUAGCCUAUUCCAAUUGAAGAAGGAAUAAAGAUAAACAUACCUUAGAUUCACGUAUUUCAUGCGAUUUGCUAAUAACUCGGCUGUAUUGUGCAAUACUAAGAGUUUAUGAUUAAUAUAUCUUUAUUUAUAAUACGACACUGUUACACUUAACUACUUAUAUCCACUUUAAUUUUACUUUCAAAGUUACAGAAGUGUCGUCGACGUCAAAACGCUUUUUUUUUUGCAAAUCCGUAAUGAAUAUUGUUGAUUAUUCAAGUUCUCGACCGAUGAUACUGUCGUUUGUUUGGUUUUUGUCCUCUUUUGUUUGGAAUAGACUAUGUGAAUGUGUUUAUCAUAUUUUGUUGCCAGACUGAAUUAUUUUAGAUAGAGGCAGUCUAGCGAUGUUAUGUGUGAGGUUGACUCCAUGCAAUAAAUGUAAGGUAUGAUCCGUGUUAAUAAAAAAAAGAUUUAUAAAUGUGUCAUCUCACUUUGUUACCUUCUCUGUCGCACGUAUUGCAAUUAAAAAAAAAAAAAGUACACGAAUUUUAGUAUAUGCACAAAUUAAUUUGAUUGUAUUAUCAAUGUUAGUAAUAUGUGUUCAAUUAGAAAUUAAUAAAAUUCGAAAAUGUUCAUGCUGACCUUACUUACCGUGCGUGUAAAAAUAUACUUUUCGACAUUUAUAAAUCUGUUAUUUAUUGGAUUGUUUUUUGUACCGUUAGUAAUAAAAUAAGGCAGAUUAUUAGUUUACUAAUGGACGGUCUUGUGCAUAAAUGUUUCGUGGAUACAGAUAGACUAAUAAAAGUUACGAGAGAUACCCGUGUUUAUAGUGUUAGUACCUGUUACAGUGUGCUAGGGAAUGUCCAUUAAACAAUAAUUAAUUUUAUAAUAUUUUGUAAAAAACAUUGGAUCGUGUAAGUUAUGUAAAAGUUUUUCUUAUAAACAAAAUGCUUUAAUGUAUGUUACUGGGAUUCGAACCUGCAGUAUCGUAGCUUUGAUUCUUUAUACUAAAGAUAUAAUUUCAAAUAUGGACCGAGAUGGAAAUGUCGUUAAUUGAUUAUUAUGUAUUAUUUCAUUGCAUUACAAUUUGUAUAAGAAGUUAAAUAAGAAUAUAGUUUAAUUAUCAGCUUGUUAAUGUAACCACUACUGGGCUAAGAGCUCCUCGGUUGGUGGACAUUUAUGUAGUGGUAGAUCAUCAGACGGAUGCAGGUAUCCUCAUGAUGUUUUCCUUCACCGAGCAUGAGAUUAAUUCUGAACACAAAAUCAGAUUUAGUGGAUGCAGUUGAUAAGGUUCCUGGUCGGUUGAAUGACAGUUACAAGAUUUUGUUUUUGAAAAAAACUUUCAUCAGUAGCUCGAGUCAAGUUUGGUUAGGAAUAAUAGCCGGUAUAACUUAUCACAGGUGGACAGUGGUGGGGGUAAGUGAGAGUCCAAUAGAUGGCAAGCAUUGACUGUCGGACCAAUCAAGUGCAGCCUCGCCCCCCGCUCCUUCAUACCUCCAGAGGUACCUGAUGUGUUACUCCGCAGGUCAAGGUUGUGCUCACGACUCACGCCCGCUUCCUAUACCGACCUCGUCUGUACUCUUGACACGUGGUGACGAGGUGAACGCCUGACAA